AUAUGAAGAGACCAGCAUUCAGCUGUUAGGUGAAGGCUACGAGGAUGACUUCACGCUGGAUAACAUCCAUGGACUAGUGUCAGACAACAAGGAGGAGAACACUGAGAGCAAUCUGGAGGAAGACAUAAUUGAGGGUGGGACACCUCCAUGCUGGCUGUGCUAAGGACAUCACAGUGACCCUGAAAUCAGAUGUCGCAGUUGCCUUCAAAAUGCACCCUGUGAAGUGUAAGGUUGCAAGAAUCGCCUUCCAGCUGCCACCAGAGGAGGUGAUGGACUGGGACGACCACCUGCACACCAUUGAGUGGAUGGAUGCCAGCAGGGACUCAGCAGCCACGUGGCCUGUGAGAAAGGUGAUCAAGACAACCCCAGAACCAGCUCACACUGUCCUGGAGAAGAGCAGCCGUGAGGUGGAGCUUCACCUCAGUGCUGUUGUUGACUAUGCUGAGUUCCAGAUGGAUGUGGACAUGAUUCAGUUCAAGGAGACCUUGCUCUUCCAGACAAGGACAGUCACUUUCCAGCUGUCUAAUACAGGGAAUGUGGCCCUGGAAUACACCUGGAUGGCAGCUGUGGAGGAUGAAAGAUCAGUGAACCGUACUGGGGAGCUGCUCCUGUCCAAUCUGAAUGGGGAUUCUCUCUCCUCCACUUGUGGUACCUCUGGGAAGCUCCAUCCCAGCCGUUGUUCAAGUCAGCUGGACCAUGAACUGGAGCACGUCUCUUCCUCCCUGAACUCAUCUCUGAAUGCCAUCAGUGGCAAGUCGCCAUUCUCUGUCGAGCCCCGCAGUGGCACCAUCCCAGUUGGCCAGAAGCAGCUCUUCCAGAUGAAGUUCUCUCCAGUGUACGUGGGGGACUUUGAGAGCUGUAUGCUCUGCAGUAUUCCUAACCUGACACCAAACCAGAAGUGCCCAGAGGUGGCUGUGAAGGGGAAAAGUCUGAUGACAAACUGCCACUUUGAACUAGAAGACUCUGAUUACCUCACAGCAAACAGGCGCAACCCAAAGUUGCCGGACCCAAAGGAGACAGUGUUAGAUCAUAACACAAGAGUGAUUGAGUUUGUGGCAAUUGGGGUGUGCAGCAGAAGCAGCAGGACAUUCACAGUUACAAACCCAACCAGUUCUGCAUACUCCUUCCAGUGGACUUGUCAAGACCCUGAAGCUCCACGAGGACAAGAGGCUUUCUUCUGCCUCACAGAAAGAGGUCAGAUCCAGCCAGGGAAGAAAGCAGAGAUGAAGUUCCAGUUCAUCCCACAGCACCUGGAUGUGACGGAAUCAUUCUGGAUCUUUACAGUCCCUGAGCAGAACAUUUCAGUCCCAGUUCUGUUAGUGGGCAAUGCGAGUGACCCACUCGUGACUCUGAACAGAUCUCACCUGAGCUUCCAGUUGCUGUUAAUCGGGCACGAAGUACGCCAGACUAUGUAUAUGAUCAACAGUGAGAAGGAAGCCUUCAGCUUUGCUUUCAGGGAAAGCUCUCUCUUCUCAGAAGGAUGCAAGGCCUCCGUGAAGGUAGAGCCCCUGAAAGGCUCCAUUGGUCCUCUUUCGAGGCUUCCCAUUACAGUCUCCUUCAUACCAACAAUAGAAGGAGAGGUGGUCUUCAACCUCAAGUGUGAUGUCAAGAGAAAGACCCAGCCUCUCUCCUUGAACAUCAAGGCCACCAGCUACAGCAUGAAUGUCUCUGUCGGGUGCCAGGACAGCGAUGGCCAUGUCACUGAGCUCAGUGCACACAAAAUCAACAUCAUUGAUCUCAAGGAAGUGCAGCUAAAUGAGAACAUCAAGCGCAUCUUCAGCAUCUGUAACAACAGCAGGUUCAGCUUCACAUUCACAUGGGAGCUGUGCGGUCCAGCAGCCUGUCAGCAGGUCCUCACCAUCACCCCUUGGACAGGCACCCUGCAGGCAGAGGAGAAAGCAGAGUCCCAGCUAGCAUUUCACUCACAAAAGUUGUGCUCUUUGAAGGAUGUUAAGCUGACACUGCGGAUCAGCAAGGGUCCCACAUUUACCCUCAUCUCUUCCCCAUCCCUGCCGCCUCAGGUUGACGUUGUGGAUCCACCGGGAAAGGUGGUGAAGCUAGGAAACGUCUGCAUUGGGCAGACGGUGAAGAAGAUCGUCACCAUAGCCAACAAGAGUGCAGCCCCUCUGGCCUUUCAGCUCAGAGUCACAUCCACCGCGCCAGAGUUGCAGGAAGCUGGGGUUCUGUGCUUGAAGCCCAGCAAGGAGCUAAAGCUGAAGCCCAGAGGAGACAGAGGCAAGGUGGAGGUGACCUUCUCCCCGAAGCGUCGCAUCCAGCCGUUCAGCGGGGAAGUGCUGCUGGAGUGCGGCGGGCUGGCGCGCUCCCUCUUUGUGGUGCGGGGCUCCUGCCAGGGCAGCCUCGUGAGCUUGGACCAGGAGCAGCUCAGCUUUGGAGCCGUGGUGCAGCAGAGCUACACGUGGCGGCGCGUGGUCAUGCGGAACGCGGGCGACACAGGAGUCAGGUUUACGUGGGACGUGGAGAGCUUCAAGCCGGACUUUUCCAUCAGCCCCACGAAGGGUUACAUCAGCCCAGGGAGGGAUGUCCCCUUCGUUGUGACCUUCCGCCCCUCGAAGCUGAGCCAGGCUGUCCAGUACGAGGGGCUGCGGUGCUUCAUCCAGGGCAGUGAGGCGCUGCGGCUUACGCUGUCAGGAUCCUGCGUGGAGGCCCCUGGCCCCAAAGAGACCCUGACUUUCAGCUGCAGUGUGCGUGAGAGGCAGAGCCAGACCAUCCUCCUUUCCAACCCAAGCAACGAGGCCUGGACCCUGCAGCCCAUCAUUGAGGGGAAGUACUGGAAAGGGCCUGAAUUUAUCCAUCUGGAGGCCAGGCAAAAAGAAAAGGCCUACCAGGUCACCUACAGACCCCUAAGCAUGAGCUCUGAGAACAAGAAGCAUCAGCUUGCAGGGAGCAAGAAGGGCAAAGGUGCCCUGCAGUUUCUCAGUGCCCCCCUGGCCGUGAGCAGGCAGGGCUCCAUCUUCUUCCCCCUGCCGGACGGGACAGGCUUACGCUACCACCUGGAAGGAACUGCUGAAGCCCCCCGGUGUUCAGGGGCCAUUUCCCGGCAGGUUCCAUGCAGGAGUUCCCACACGGAGCUCAUCCCUGUGUCCAACUGGCUGCACAGACCACAGAGGCUCCUGGUGGUUAUUGACAUGCUCAAACCAGAGAACGUGGAAAGCAGUUCUGUGCUGCAGGGGUGUUCCUACAUUGACGUGCCAAGCUCUGCAAAGAAGGACUACCAGCUCACCUUCUUCUCCUACAAAGAAGGAGUCUUCAGGGCAAAGGUGACCUUCCUCAACGAGACAACCGGAGAGUACUUGUUCCACGUGGUGACUUUCAAGGUGACGGCUUCGGGACCCAUCGGCACUGUGAAAAUGAGCACCGCUGUUCGGCAGAGGGUGUCCUCCACCGUCAAGGUGGACAACCCUCUGCCUGUCCCGGUGACGUUUGACAUCACCUGCGAAGUGCCCGACGUCAGCGCUCCACAGCACUUUACUGUUCCUGCACAGUCGAAGGCGGAUCUUGUCUUGGAGUAUCAGCCCCUGAAAACGGGUGAGAGCACCGGGCACCUGGUGCUCCAGAGCAGCGACUUGGGCUCUCUGUCUUACAACCUGCAGCUGAAAGCCAUCUCGCACAGGCCAGAGAAGCCCGUGUAUUUCCGCACCACGCUGGGCUCCCGUCAGACCAUCACCACCAAAAUACGGAAUUUUGCCCAGCAGAAGACCGAGUACCUGCUGCAGACCGACUGUGCCGACUUCCAGACGGCAAAAUCCAUCAGUGCGGCACCUGCCGGCGCUGGGGGCUCGGACCUGAGCGUGGAAGUGACCUUUGAGCCCUGCCAGCUGGGCGAAGCCAAGGCCACGCUGCAGCUCAGCUCCGCAUUGGGCGGGCAGUACCGCAUCCCACUCAUCGGCCUUGCACUGCCCCCUGAAGCCCAGGGCCCCUUCCUCAUCCCAGCCGGCGGCUCCACCUCCAUCUCCUUCAGGAACGUCUUCCCGAAGGCCACGGCGUUCCAGUAUGCAGUAAAGCACCCGGCCUUCACCGCGGAAGACCCCAGCGCACCGGUGCCGAGGGGAUGGAGGACGGAGCGGCACCGCAGGGAGGGACUGGGAGCACAGCGGGGCCGCCUGCGGAUCGCGGGGAGGCAGGAACCGGCCUGUAGUGCUUGGGUGGAUCCCGCCGUGCACCGCGGAGCUGCCCGCGGUACGGAACCGGAUCGGACAGGCUCCCCGGGUGAUGGGGGCACCCAGGGGAGCGCGGGGCUGCAGGCCCGGAGCCCCAGCAAGGGCUCGGGUUACGGUGGCUGUGUCAGGCUGCCCCUGCCUCCAGCGGCUCUGCUGCAAGGGGGCUGGUACUGA
This is a messenger RNA of Pezoporus occidentalis (night parrot), 4352 nucleotides long. RefSeq names its product hydrocephalus-inducing protein-like. Gene Ontology annotation, biological process: axonemal central apparatus assembly; cilium movement. The record is from RefSeq and is a predicted model, not a curated record. The transcript is spliced from 23 exons. The coding region runs from base 210 to 4352 and encodes 1380 amino acids. Lineage: Eukaryota; Metazoa; Chordata; Aves; Psittaciformes; Psittacidae. Gene Ontology annotation, cellular component: axoneme.